GCGGGGUGCCAUUCUAAGGUUGAAGCCGAAGCCAGAGCAGCAGCAGCUUCCUGAUCUCUUCUCUUUUCCUCUUUUAGCAAUACAAGCUCCUCCCUUCUCUUUUACGCUUUUUACUUUUUCUUUUUUUUUUUUCACUUUUCGUUAAUUUUACAAAGUGAACUCCACAGUUAAUAUAAAAUAAAAUAAAAUUAUGGAGGGAACCUCGUCUCCCAGCUGCUCAUCGUCCUGUGCUUCGUUUAGCUCUGUCGACGACGUCUCCGUGAAACCAAACGGCGCCGUCAAGUUUAUCUGCAGCUACGCUGGUAAAAUUCUUCCCCGCUACCCAGACGCCAAGCUCCGUUACGUCGGCGGCCAGACCAGGGUCCUCUCCGUUGAUCGAUCCCUCCCUUUCUCAGAGCUACGGGCGAAAAUGGGGGAAUUGUGCGGUUGGGGCUCCGUGAGCUUGAGAUGCCAGCUGCCAACUGAAGAUCUGGACGCCCUAGUUUCGAUCACCUCCGACGAGGACCUGGCCAAUCUCUACGAAGAAUACGAUCUGGCUUCUCGCGAUCAUCUUCUUCCGUUAAAGAUUAGAGCUUUUCUCUAUCCCGCACCUCAGCCUCAAUCGAAGUCCCUUAAAAAUAACGGAAACUUCCCGGCUCGAGCACCGAUCUCGAGAUUUCCCGGCCGAUCAGAUGUAAGAGAGAACAGAGGGCGGGGAGGUUUUCAUGUAAAACAGGGGACUUUUGAAUAA
Messenger RNA from Asparagus officinalis (garden asparagus), 730 nucleotides. RefSeq lists its product as uncharacterized. The record is from RefSeq and is a predicted model, not a curated record. The coding region runs from base 191 to 730 and encodes 179 amino acids. The transcript is spliced from 3 exons. Gene Ontology annotation, molecular function: protein binding. NCBI's taxonomy places the organism in Eukaryota, Viridiplantae, Streptophyta, Magnoliopsida, Asparagales, Asparagaceae.